UGAGUCUGCCUGAAGAAUGAAAGAGAAACUGCCCUGUCCAACCAAGCUCCUUGCACCAACCCUUCCCUCCAAGUCUAUUUUAUAAUGCGACGCAAGGUUACAGAGUCCACGCGAAAACUGCUCUCCCAGUUCCCCUCUGCCCAUGCCUGCGUCUCUAGCGAGCUAGAUUUCAGGUGACCGAACGUCUCCCGGCUGCUGCUUCUGGCCUGUGGCACCGCGUCUCUGGCUUUCUUGUCUCUGAAAGCCGGAUUUCCCAGGUCUUCCUCCCGGAGAUGUCCCGCGCUCUGCCCGCCUGUGCCCGGCCUGCGGCAGAGCGGUUCGAGCGUCAGGGCGGGCGCUAGGACCGGGCGGAGCGGGGCGGCCGCCGCGCUACCUUAAACCCGGCCCAAUGCCGCCGCCUGCGCCACUCUGCGCGCCGGCGGGGGCUGCGCAGGAGGAGCGCUCCGCGGCCACGGCGCUGCGCGGCCCGCGCGGCGACACCUGUUCGCGGCAGCCCGGGCAGCACGCGAGCUCCGGGACGCGGUCCUCGCCCGCCGCUUGCCGCUCGCCUCAUUGCAAGCCUCUGGACCUCCGCAGAGCCUCUGCAGCGUUCUGGAUACUAGCUUUGGACGCCGAAAGUUUUUUUCUUCUUUUUGUUAUAUUAUCCUUAUUUUUUAGAGGAGGGACUGGGAGGAGAGAUUUGUCGCCGCCGCCAACGUGAGGUUUUUUUUUUUUUUUCCUCCCCCUUGAAGGAUUCAUGCUGAUGUCUGCAGAGUCGGUUAGAGAGUAAAAACAGCGCAUGCCUUUCUGGAGUCAGGAUCCGUAAAUUCUGACGUAGCCCGAGCAUCUUAAAAAUCCCUGUAAUAUCGCCCAAGCACUUACGUUGCUAUGGUCAUUCUGAUCUCUAAGCAAAUGGAGAAACUACGGAUUUUUUUCCCUUAUUACGGUCGGAUGGGGUGAAGACCUUUCUGCCUGCUGAGAGCCGAGGCUCCAUAUGUAGCGAUGCAUAGCUGUGCUGAUCAGUGUCAGUGUGUGAGUAUAAAGUGGUGGCUUCUUAGACUAUCAGUGGUUUGACCUUGAACCUGUGCCAGAAAAACAGCAGAUUACUUUUAUUUAUGCAUUGGAUGGAUUGAAGAAAAGAACCCCUCUUUCCCUCUCUCUCUGCAACUACGGCAAGGGAGGGGAGUUGGAUAUACCUCGCCUAGUGUCUCCUGGUUGAAACGAUCAUUAUUGUUUAUUCUUGUGCUUAAAAGCCGAGUCCUCUGAUGGCUCCCUUAGGUGAAGUUGGGAGCUAUUUCGGUGUGCAGGACGCGGUACCGUUCGGGAACGUACCGGUGUUGCCGGUGGACAGUCCGGUGUUGCUAAGUGACCACCUGGGUCAGUCUGAAGCAGGGGGGCUGCCCCGGGGACCGGCAGUCACGGACUUGGAUCAUUUAAAAGGGAUUCUCAGGCGGAGGCAGCUGUACUGCAGGACUGGAUUUCACUUAGAAAUCUUCCCCAACGGUACUAUCCAGGGAACCAGGAAAGACCACAGCCGAUUCGGCAUUCUGGAAUUCAUCAGUAUAGCGGUUGGGCUGGUCAGCAUUCGUGGCGUGGACAGUGGACUCUACCUCGGCAUGAAUGAGAAGGGAGAGCUGUACGGAUCAGAAAAACUAACACAAGAGUGUGUAUUCCGAGAACAGUUUGAAGAGAAUUGGUACAACACCUAUUCUUCCAACCUGUACAAACACGUGGACACCGGAAGGAGAUACUAUGUUGCAUUAAAUAAGGAUGGGACUCCAAGAGAAGGGACCAGGACUAAACGGCACCAGAAAUUUACACACUUUUUACCUAGACCAGUGGACCCCGACAGAGUACCUGAACUAUAUAAGGAUAUUCUAAGCCAAAGUUGACAAAGACAGUGUCUUCACUUGAGCCCUUAGAACAUAACCACUAUCAAUGCUUCCCUGCCGUGGGUUCUUAUUGAUUAGCAGGGCCUUCACCUCAGCUCCACUGUUGGCAAACUUUGUCGCAUGCAUAUGUAUGAGGGAAGCUUGGAUGGGGACUUGCUGAUCUGCUCCGCUCUUAGGGGCUGGUCCUCCUGGAGGGCUGCCUGGGGCCACUUGCUUGAUUUAUUGUGAAAGCAGGGGAGAGGCUGUGUGAGAGGGUGUGAGUACCUGAGCGGGUGAGGCGAGGGGGACAGCAGCGCGCCAAGAGGACAACGGCCUGAUGCAUGCUGGGAAAUAGACAUGCUUUUACAUUUUUGAUCAGUUGAACUUCAUCCUAUAUCAGCACAGCUGCCAUACUUCAACUCAUCAGGAUUUUUGGCUGGUGGCCUGCUCAAGGAGCACGCCUCUCCACAGGCGUGGAGGGCGCAGUCUCACUGAAAAGACUGUCAGCUCAUUCUCACUGAUAUCAUACAGUGAACUCAAAGCAAAGACCUCUUAGUUUAAAAGAAAAAAAAAAGAAAGAAGAAAAGAGGAAAAAAAAAGAAAAAAAGAAAAAAGAAAAAAGGUUAAAUUUAUUUAUAGAGAUUCCAAAGGCAACAUUUUAUUUAUUUUAUAUAUUUAUUUAUUAUAUAGAGUUUAUUUUUAAUGAAAUAUGUACAGGCCAGAUAGGCAUUUUGGAAGCUUUAGGCUCUGUAGGUGUUAAAUGGCAAAGUCUGCUAUGAACCUGUGGUAACUUCAUGCAAGUAGGUAUCCAAGAAAUUCUAAUGGCCCUAAUGUACUAGAGGCGACAAUCUAUUUUGUGCCCAUAUUAUUGUAAACUUCUGCACAUCGCUCACGACACUGAGUAUUCACUCUUCAGAUCGCUUGUUUCAUAGCUUACCCCAGAGGAUUAAAGAUAAACUGGGUCUCAACCCUUCAUUCCGUGUCUGUAAUUUUCCUCUCUCGUAACUCAGUGUAAGCGGGGCUUGGAGUGUACGAAGGCUGGCGUACGUCUUCCUUGUUUCAAUCUAUUGCAGAGUGUACCAAAGCAAAGCAAUAACUAUGCCUUUUGAAUUUCAGACCACGUCCACGACAGCAAGACGAACGUCAAACACGGCACUGAUUUAAAAUUACCAAGGGAGUGGAAACAUUUACGCAGUACAGAUUUUUUCUUCUUCCUCCUCUUCCUCCUCCUCUUCCUCUCUCUCUCUUUUGAGGCAAAAGUCAGAUGAACAGGAUCAUUCUUGUAAAGUUUUUAUUUGUGUUUUGGCUAUCAAAUAUGGAAUUAUACAAGGACCUUAGGGCCCAUUACAACAUCUUUUAUGGAGAUUGCGUUUGGUACGAACUGUCAUAAUUACACAGGGCUAGUACCCUUCAAGUAAAACUUGCAACAUGAAACCAAUAAAUCUUUAUCAGUAAUGACA
Molecule: messenger RNA, 3310 nt
Organism: Alexandromys fortis (reed vole)
Lineage: Eukaryota; Metazoa; Chordata; Mammalia; Rodentia; Cricetidae
Gene: Fgf9
Product: fibroblast growth factor 9
Exons: 3
Coding region: 1245-1871 (208 amino acids)
Biological process (GO): animal organ morphogenesis; positive regulation of epithelial cell proliferation; fibroblast growth factor receptor signaling pathway
Cellular component (GO): cytoplasm
Molecular function (GO): fibroblast growth factor receptor binding; growth factor activity
Source: RefSeq, a predicted model, not a curated record